UUUAGGUGUAUUGUAAAAUAGUAAUACCUUACUUGCAGCACUCCGACGUGAUCACGCUCAGCUGUAACUGUGGUCCAAACGCCCCCUACGCUAGUACGGUAAUUCAAUUCCGGAAAUCGCAUCCAGGUUUUUAUGGUGAAAGUGAGUGAUCAUUCGAUUAGCCUGGUCCCACACAUUCCGUGACAGUCAGACAGCGUGACUGAUAUUUGUGCAGCUGUAUUUGAUAAAAAAAAAUUUGAAAUGGAUGAGUACGAAAGUGUGCUUCUUGUGAAGCAAGAGGUUUUUGUUUAUCGCAUUCCACCGAGGACAACCAAUCGAGGCUACAGAGCUGCAGACUGGGAUUUGGGAACACCUGAUUGGACUGGAAGAAUGCGCUUGGUCUCACGUGGCAAAGAAUGCAUCAUGAAGCUAGAAGACAAAGUCAGCGGUCAAAUGUUUGCUAAGUGUGUUGUGGACAAAUAUCCUGGUGGAGCCAUUGAAGCUGUCACAGAUUCUUCACGUUACUUUGUUGUCAGAAUAUUGGAUGAACAAGGACGCUCAGCCUACAUUGGCCUUGGUUUUGGUGAUCGGUCAGACAGCUUUGAUUUGAAUGUUGCCCUCCAAGACCACUUCAAAUGGAUAAAAGUGGAGGCAGAAGCUGAGAAGCCUGAAGCUGCUCCCUCUCUUGACCUUGGCUUCAAAGAAGGAGAGACCAUCAAAAUUAAUAUGAAAAUUACAAAAAAAGAAGGUCAGGAUGGCGAUGCGAAGUCACGGCCAAAAGCCAAGAACGAUGGAGGCCUUGGGCUUCUACCUCCCCCUCCUGGAGGUGUGAAACUUGCUCCUCCGCCAGCUGCACCUGCUGCGGCCGAGCCCCCCAGCCAAACGGGGGGCGACUCGUGGGGUGACUUCGUCGGUUCUUCAGAAGCUCCUGCCGCGGCGGCCUCUUCGAAGCCAGUCACGGGAGCUCCUGCCGCCGGCUGGGUUACCUUCUAAUAAGAAUAUAAGCAUUGCCUGCAGUCCUUCCCUCAACUUGUUACAGACUUACAUUGCCAAAUAUGACUCAUGCGGGCACCAACGGCCAAAUUAGCUAGAAAAUUAUGCGGAAAUGUUCGUGUCUGUGACGAGGGUGUGGACGUGAACUCGGGAGCGGAUGACCGGAAUAAGUUGUAGCUCAGCGAGCUCCUCACGUUCGGUUGUCCUAACCACCAGAGGGGGUCCUGCUUCAAGUUCUAAUGCUGAAUUGAAAUGAAUCAAGUUUUUUAUUUCUUUAUUUGCUCUCUUUGCUAAUU
Messenger RNA from Hyalella azteca, 1268 nucleotides. RefSeq names its product NECAP-like protein CG9132. The record is from RefSeq and is a predicted model, not a curated record. Bases 241 to 972 code for a protein of 243 amino acids. The transcript has 4 exons. NCBI's taxonomy places the organism in Eukaryota, Metazoa, Arthropoda, Malacostraca, Amphipoda, Hyalellidae. Gene Ontology annotation, cellular component: membrane; clathrin vesicle coat. Gene Ontology annotation, biological process: endocytosis.